Sorex fumeus (smoky shrew) is the source of this 1484-nucleotide messenger RNA. It is a transcript of the gene CNPY4, whose product is annotated as canopy FGF signaling regulator 4. The record is from RefSeq and is a predicted model, not a curated record. Lineage: Eukaryota; Metazoa; Chordata; Mammalia; Eulipotyphla; Soricidae. Gene Ontology annotation, cellular component: endomembrane system. The transcript is spliced from 6 exons. Gene Ontology annotation, molecular function: signaling receptor binding. Bases 88 to 843 code for a protein of 251 amino acids.
UGGCCGUCGCCGCCUCGGCAUUUAAAGGGCCCGCCGUCUUCCCGAAGUUGGAAGCUCGGGCUGGAAGUCGGCGGACGGCCGUUUGCCAUGGGUCCUGUGCGGCUGGGGAGGUUGCUUUUCAUUUUAGGUGUCUGUGGUGCUUGGGCUGGGGCGCCGAAGGAGGAGGACGAGGACACGGAACGCUUGCCCAGCAAGUGCGAAGUGUGUAAGCUGCUGAGCCUGGAGCUGCAGGAAGAGCUGAGUCGUACCGGCCGAUCCCGAGAGGUGCUGGAGCUGGGCCAGGUCCUAGACACAGGCAAGAGGAAGAGACACAUCCCAUACAGUGUUUCCGAGACAAGGCUGGAGGAGGCCCUGGAGAAUCUGUGCGAGAAGAUCCUGGAUUACAGUGUCCACGCCGAGCGCAAGGGCUCACUCAGAUAUGCCAAGGGACAGAGCCAGACCAUGACCACACUGAAGGGCCUGGUGCAGAAAGGGGUGAAGGUGGAUCUGGGGAUCCCUCUGGAGCUGUGGGACGAGCCCAGCGUGGAGGUCACCUUUCUCAAGAAGCAGUGUGAGACCAUGCUGGAGGAAUAUGAGGACGUCGUGGGAGACUGGUACUUCCACCAUCAGGAACAGCCCCUGCAGCAGUUUCUCUGUGAGCGCCACGUGCUCCCAGCAGCUGACACCGGGUGUCUGCAAGAAAGCUGGACGGGGAAGGAGAAGAUUUCAGAUGAGCAAGUGCAGACAGAAGAGGAGGAGCAAGAUGAUGAUGAUGAUGAUGAUGAUGAUAAGAAGGACAAGGAGGGAGAGGACAAGAUGACCAACAAGCCAGGCCACUCCAAGCAUGACCCAGAAGACCUCUGAUCCUUGCUUUUGAGCCACCAGAAGAGGCAAAGGUUAUGGAGAAGAAGCCUCUGAAGUCUCAGCUCUCCUUCUGCCACGGCCUCUGCAGUGUACAGGGGCUUGUGUGAGUGACCCUGGCCCAGUGCUCAUAGCUCUUCUCCCUCAUGUAGUCUGGGCUGGGUCCUGGUGGUGCAGGGUGGCAGGCCUCGGGGAGAGAGGCUGGAGCAGCAGAUGCGCCUCCAGCCUGUUAGCUCAUUCCUUAAUUAUCAGGUGUGCAUGGUAAUAGCUUUGCCUGUCCAUCUCCUUCCUGCCACCCCACCCAGAGGUGCAUGAUGGCAUGGGCACUGGUGUCUUGGGACAGUCACUCCGCCCACUUGCGGGUCUGUUUAUAGACCCUGAAACAAAGAAGCCAGAUGAAACAGUGUCAAGAGCAACACACCCACCGGGAGCUGCAGUGCCAGCAAAAUGUGGGGCAGGAUGGGUGGGCACAGGGUCACGUUGGAAAUUGAGGUGGGGGAGAUACUUGAGCUACUUUAUAUCUGUUUCACUGAAGGGGCCAUCAUGUACUUUGACAGAUGCCAAAUUUUCUAUGUCCCUAGUAAACUUUUGCAAAUAUCAGCUGGGCCCAGAGUUCCAAACUGCCGCACUCACAGAGGUGACCG